Trichoderma breve is the source of this 4443-nucleotide messenger RNA. RefSeq lists its product as uncharacterized. The record is from RefSeq and is a predicted model, not a curated record. Lineage: Eukaryota; Fungi; Ascomycota; Sordariomycetes; Hypocreales; Hypocreaceae. Bases 1 to 4443 code for a protein of 1480 amino acids. The transcript has 5 exons. Gene Ontology annotation, molecular function: protein binding.
AUGAUCUUCAUCCAUGGCCUAGGGGGAGGCUCUAUAAAAACUUGGUGCGACUCAUCCGGGCCGGCUGCUCCAAGCUGUUGGCCACGGGACUGGCUACCGGCCGAUGCAGAGUUUAAGCAUGUUCGAAUUCAUACAUUUGGCUAUGAAGCUGAUUGGAGAGAGCGAACGCCCAGCAUAUUAUCAGUUCAUGAUUUUGCCCAAUCCCUACUUGGAGAGAUAAAAAAUCACCAUCUUAUCAAGCGGAGCGACGCUGCUUAUAUCCUAGCACGACAAGAUCCCAUCUGCGCAGAUCUUGCCAGCCGAUUCCAUUCGAUGUUCUUUCUUGCUACCCCUCAUCGUGGCUCCGAGCUGGGCAAAGUCCUGCGAAACUUACUGUUAGUGACAGGAGUUUCCAAGCCAUAUGUCAAGGAUCUGGUGGCCAAUUCAGGCCCUGUGCUAGAAGUGAACGAGACGUUUCACCAGUUUGCCUCAGAUCUACAUCUCUGGUCUUUUUACGAGAGCUUACCGAUGUCAGAUUUCUCAAAUAUACUAGUUGUUGAUAAGCACUCUGCUACACUCGGGUUCGAUAAUGAGAGCGUGUCAUUCAUGGACGCGGACCAUCGUACCAUUUGCAAAUUCAGACAUCAGUCAGAUCACAAUUACAAAAAGGUGCGCAACGCACUACUGAGUGCGGUAGAGAUGAUCAAAUCUAACUCGCCUAUAAUGGCUGCUAAAGCCAGACUGAGUCCUUAUUUGGGAGUCGACGAUACGUUUGAGGAUGAUCUGAAUCUGCAUCGCGAAAGCAGGCACCCCGAGUCGUGUGCUUGGGUCGUUGAAAACUCCGGUUUCCGUAACUGGACAACACUUCAUCCAGAAUCGCCGCCUGUCUAUUGGCUCGUUGCUGGAAUAGGAACAGGAAAAUCAGUCAUAUGCAGCCGCAUCGUGGACUAUCUUCAGAGAGAGUCUAUACGAUGCAGCUACUAUUUUAUCAAGCGAGGAAAGGGGAAUACGCAUGACUUAUCCAAUCUUCUUAUGAGCAUGGCCUUACAAAUGGCGCUACAAGAUGCGCAAGUUCGACAGGCCAUUAUUCGCCUUCAAGAAAAGGGCGUGUCUUGGGAAGAGCAGACAGACAAGCUGAUAUGGAGAAAGCUAUUUCAAGAGACCAUAUUCAAUAUUCAGUCACCGUCGCCCCAUUUCUGGAUCAUUGAUGGAUUAGAUGAGUAUUCCAGAUCUUCGGACAUUUUUCGACUCCUUGAACAGAUCCCCCAGCAUCUUCGCGUAUUCAUUACAAGCCAAUAUACCCAAGAAAUACAAGAAGGCAUGCUUUCAUUGGGCCAGCGGGUUUCAAUAUGGAUGAUCGAUUCUCAGGAUACUGUGGCUGACAUGCGAUCCGUCGUCAAAGCAAGGCUUACGCAACUUAGGCACUUGGAAACCGGGGAUCUGGUCUCUCGAAUCGUUGAUAAAUCUAACGGCUCCUUCAUUUGGAUCCGUCUGGUCCUUCAAGAGCUUGAAACGGCAUUUACCAAAGAGGAUGUUGAGGCUAUAUUGGAAGAAGUCCCCAGUGAUCUGCACGAAAUGUACGCCAGAAUCCUCAAAUCCAUUGAAAAAGACAAACGUCGAGCUAAACUGGCAAAGUCAAUCCUCAGAUGGAUAACCCUGGCCCAACGACCAAUGACGAUUGAGGAGCUUCGUGGUGCUGUGCACAUGGAUAUCCAAGCUUUACCACAGAAGAUGGUCCAUGCUGCUGUUGUUGCAUGUGGAGAAUUCAUCUUGAUAGAUCAAAGUCAAAGAUUGCAUCUCAUUCACGAAACAGCAAGACAGUUCCUCUACCGGGUAGAUCUUGGAUCGCAAUUUGCUAUAGAGCCAGCCAAGGACCACGGACAUCUCGCAGCACUUUGCAUAUCGUAUUUGGCAAAGCACCUGGGGAUCGAACAGUCUAUGCGCCGCAUCGAUUCUUCUUUUCUUUGGUAUGCAUCGGAAUGCUUUUCGCAACAUAUAGUCAAGUCAAAUGCGGGGGAGUAUACGUCUUCUGACACCAUAACCCAGUUCCUAGACAGCUGGGUUUUGUAUUGGAUCGAGGGCUUGGCUCGAAGGCAAAAACUUGGAGUUGCUAUUCGAUCGGCUAUUGAUCUAGAAAAAUACGCAGAUUGUGGUACAAAGGAGGGAAUCUGGUCAAAUCAUGAUAUUUUGCGCCUCAAGGAUUGGACGACAGACGUCUCACGAGUCGUGAUGAAUUUUCGGGAGCCGUUGCUCAAGAGCCCCGCGUCAAUCCACAGUCUUGUGCCUCUAUUUUGUCCUACUCGAUCAAUGAUUUAUCGCCACACUUCUUCCUCUGGGGACAUGGAACUAGCCAUAGUUGGCCAGCAAGAUCUCAGGUGGGACGAGUGUCUAAUGCACACUGAACACGAUGCGAUGGUGGAAGUUGUCACAUGUGGACAAUGUCACAUCGCCAUCGGCUUAUCUACCGGAUAUAUCACUGUUUAUGACAUUAUCUUACUUCAAAGUACCAUCGAGGUCAAGUUCUUGAAUUCCCACUUGAAGCUAAUUGGCUUCGGAUGUGAUGAUAAAUAUCUAGCUGCUACCGGUUUUGGCAAAGCUGCCAUUUGGGAAACCAAGACUGGCACGCUGAGAUAUACCUUCGAUUGUGGUUCGGUUCUAUCGUUCAGCUUUAGCAUGGACCAGUUUAUCACCAUUUCUUCAUCUGGUUCGACAGAGAUAAGGAAUCUUAAACCCGCAGAAUCACGCGUGCUUCAGUGGAGUGCAUUUGACAAUUCUCUUAUUGAGGCAACUUUACCAUCUUCAGCAGCAUGCGAAGCCAAAUUCGAUGAGUGUUGUCCGCGCCGCUUCGGAGUCGCCUUUUACAGCAGCGGCGAUAUCUACAUUUUGGAUAUCGAUACAUUAUCUGUCCUAGGUACCCUACGAGAGCCCGGAAUGAAUCUUGUAAAAGAAUUCUCAUUUAAUCCUGGCCCUGGAAAAGCCCUUCUUGCUGCUCUAUACACUGGUGGUGGGAUUGCCAUAUUCGAUACCAACACUAUGAGCCAAAUAUAUUUUGGGCCAGAUAUGUUUGCAAAUCAUGUGUCCUGGACUUCGGAUGGAGAUCACCUUAUCAUAGGCACUGGAGAAAUUGCCUACACACUUGAAAUAUACAAAAUGCAAACUUCGGAUCUUGUCAGCCUCGAAUUAAUAUGCCAAGUUGACCAUCCUGGAACCCCCGUCACGCCUCUUGUAGUCGCUAGCAAGGGAAAACAUGUCGUUGGUGCGCACAGUCGUCAGAGCCGCGUAUGGGAAUUCUCAGCGCUUGAUUUGCAAGACAAAGAAGAAGAUACGUCCGUUGAUGCUGGGUGUCAUAAGCCUGAGCUGCUGUCUCGGGAUUCAUGGGCAACCACCGGAUCACGGAAGGCUAUUAUUACGGUCAUGGCUCUCUCUGAUGACGGCCGUGUUGUAAUUUGUGGUACGGAUACUGGCGAUGUUGUUACUUUCUCUACUCUAGAUGGAUCAUGCGUCGCACAACUUCAUCAAAGGCACGAUUGCGCAAUUACCAGCCUUGUGUUGGUUCAGGAUAAGCAUGAAGACUUGGUCAUCACAGGAGACGAAGAAGGAUUCGUAAUAGUUGCCAAGGGUCUACAUGAGCGAUGCCAAUGGGGUGACGUUGAAGUUGAUUUUGAGAAAAGAUGUGGCAAUAUGGUUGAGCAACUGCUCCUGAGCCCAUCCAAGGACAGGUUGCUCAUCAUCACACUGUCUGGAUCUGAACUCUGGGAAUUGCCGUCCAACGAGCUAUUGCACAGUCUGCGAGUGCCCAAGAGCUCAGCAAACCUACGGCGAGCAGUACAGUUCCCCUUGAUGAAAGAUAGGUUUAUCAUCUUGGAAAAUUCGUCGAGUCACGUUUUCUACUGGCACAAUUUUGAACGCCCUUCAGAGGGAUCAAUAAGCCUACAUAGAGAUGGGCGAUUACCCGAACCAGAGUAUGUUACCAACACAUCCUAUCUCUGCAACGACCAUGUGUUCGUAGAGAAGCUGGCCGAUCCCUUAACCGGCACUCGCACGAAUUGCUGGGACACGAAUAAUUUCUUGGGUAGUGAUGGUGCAGUGGAAGUCAGCCCAAGGCGUGGAUUACAGACUCUGAGCUGUGUAUUAGGCGAUGUUAUCUCCGUCACUGAAGAUACUCUUGUGUUCCUUCAUAAGGAUAGAUGGAUUUGUACUGUGGACUUGAACACUUUUCCUCUUACCAUGGAAGUGAAGCGGCAUUUCUUCAUCCCUCCGGAAUGGGUAAGCAUAUUAGGCACAGUCAUAUGCACCCUCACUCCGGAAAAUAACUUGGUUUUUGCCACCAAGCAACAUAUAGUCAUCGUCAAGAGGUGGAUGGGAAUAUGGGAGACCGAUCUGCUUGGACAUUUCGACAUGGACGCCGAACUUGAAGAAUAUAGAGAAACUGAUAUCUGGGUAACAGGACGGCCGCUUCGGUGA